Messenger RNA from Pestalotiopsis fici W106-1, 933 nucleotides. RefSeq lists its product as uncharacterized. Gene Ontology annotation, biological process: nucleobase transport; transmembrane transport. Bases 1 to 933 code for a protein of 310 amino acids. NCBI's taxonomy places the organism in Eukaryota, Fungi, Ascomycota, Sordariomycetes, Amphisphaeriales, Sporocadaceae. The transcript has 4 exons. The record is from RefSeq and is a predicted model, not a curated record. Gene Ontology annotation, molecular function: nucleobase transmembrane transporter activity. Gene Ontology annotation, cellular component: plasma membrane.
AUGAUCCAGGCCAUAUGUACACUAUGUGGCAGCUUUACCGGUGCUAGCAUUCGUCAUUCGGAUUGGUCUCGAUACGCCAGGACCAAGACGGCACCCCUUAUUGGCAUAUGGAUUGUUUGCCCCAUAGCACUCACCGUCACGGCCAUGUUUGGCGUCUUCGUCACCAGCGCGGCCCGCGAAAUGUAUGGCACCGCGAUUUGGCAGCCAAUCAGCUUGUUGCUUCACAUCCAGCAAGUCAACUACUCUAGCGCAGCCCGGGCUGGUACCUUCUUUGGAGGACUUGGAUGGUUCCUCAGCCAACUAGCCGUCAACGUAUCUCUCAACUCCGUCGCGGCCGGUAUGGACUUAACUUCCGUCGCACCAAGAUAUCUCGAUGCUCGGCGCGGUGGCUUCCUGCUUGCCACUGUAGGGUUUGCAGUAUGCCCCUGGAACUAUGUCAACUCUGCUUCCACAUUUACUACAGUUCUCAGCUCCUUUGGUCUCUUCAUUUCUCCUCUGAUUGGCAUGUACAUUGCCGACUUCUGGAUCAUCAGGAAAUGCAACUGGAGAGUUCCUCAUUUGUAUAUAGGAAAUGAGGAAUCGAUAUAUUGGUACAGCAAGGGUUUCAACUGGCGAGCAUUCCUGGUUUGGAUAGUCAUGGUUUGCCCAUCAUUGCCUGGAUUUUACAUGGCAAUCACUGGUAAUGAUAUCGGAAUGCCGUGGAAGCGAAUAUUUCAGAUCACGUUUUUUGUCGGAAUGGUUGGUGGUUUCGUUCUUUAUACUGCUGUCGCGCUCGUCUUCCCAGUCAAGGAUGCGACGAGUCACCAGGAGUAUGACUGGUUUAUUGAGGAAAAUUUUGCCAUCAAGGGUCAAGAAGCAUUCGACUUUGGAGAAACAGGUGAGGGCACUGGUUUACCAAACGAGAAAAUCAAUUCGACUGCCGCUCCAAAGUAG